GUGCACUUGCAGUGUCGGUGCGUACAAGUGACAGUGGUUUGUUUUGUUCGGUUCAUUUUAGUGUUACGAUUAUUUCGUUUUGGUGACACUGAACAGGAUAAAAAUAGACCAUGGGCUCACUGCCACGCGUGUCAGUGGUGGCGGGCGCACGGGUGCCAGUACCCGCAGCACCGCUCACCGAGCACCUGGCACGGAUGGGUGGCGUCGACAGAACUGCGCUCAUUUACUCAGAUGAAACCUGCAACGUACGAGUGAGCUACGCAGAGCUAGAAGGGCGUACGAAUGCCAUGGCGAGGGCGUUAGCAGCACACGCAAGACCGACUGGCCCUAACCGGGACCAGGAUUAUGUGAUUGCUGUGUGCAUGCAGCCUACGCAUAACACAGUCAUAGCCCUCUUGUCGACAUGGAAAGCUGGUGCAGCGUACGUACCGAUGGAGCCGAGUUUCCCGCAAGGCAGGAUAACGCACAUCCUAAAAGACGCUGAGCCAUCACUCAUCAUAUACGACGACACUGCAAACCCAUCCAUGUUUGCCGGUAGCGGAGUUCCAGCGGUAUCCUUCGAGGAGCUAUCGUUGGAAGCCAGUGCUCUACCAGCAGACCGGCCUAACGAUGAUGAAGUCCUUGUUAAAAUGGACGCUGAUUCGAUUGCCAUAGUUUUAUAUACUUCUGGCAGUACAGGAAUACCAAAAGGAGUACGUCUCCCAUAUUCAGCGAUUUGCAACCGCCUCUGGUGGCAAUUCCGAACCUUUCCGUACACGGACACAGAAAACACGUGUGUAUGGAAAACUGCUCUCACGUUUGUCGACUCUGUGUGCGAGAUCUGGGGGCCGUUGCUGCAUGGAAGAUCCCUCCUGAUAUUGUCGAGAGAAACGACAAGGGACCCACAGAAAUUGGUGCGAGUUUUGGCUGAAUACCAGAUCAAACGUCUGGUGCUCGUACCAACUCUCCUCCGUUCAAUUCUAAUGUACCUCUCCCUCACUCCUUCUGAAAGGCCUCUACAAUGCCUUAAGGUCUGGAUCUGUUCCGGCGAGACACUUGGCAAGGACCUAGCGUCUCAAUUCUUUCAAUACUUCAAUGACCAGAAUGGCUAUAAACUGGCCAACUUCUACGGUAGCACUGAAGUUAUGGGAGACGUGACAUAUUUCGUGAUUGAAAAAGUUGGACAGUUGGAUAUGUUCCCUUCCAUACCAAUAGGUGCACCUUUAGACAACUGCGCAGUUUACCUUCUGGACGAAGAAAUGAAUCCCUCUCGGGAAUCUGAACCUGGUGAAGUAUGGGUGGCUGGUAGAAAUUUGGCGAGAGGUUACGUAGGAGGACAGGCACCGGAAAAGUUCUGCGACAACCCACACGCUGCACAUCCUGAUUUCAGCCGUUUAUAUCGCACGGGAGACUUCGGCAUCCUCGAAAAAGGAAUGGUUCUUUUUGCUGGAAGAACAGAUUCUCAAAUCAAAAUUAGGGGACAUCGGGUCGAUCUGUUGGAAGUUGAACGCGCUGUCAACAGUGUGCAUGGUGUUGAAAAAGGUGUCGUCCUCUGCUACGGUCUAACCUCGGGCAAUCCAGAAAUCCUUGCUUUCGUUACCGUGCAGCCAGAUGCCAGGCUGGCUGGUCACCAUAUAGAAGCUUCACUUAAGAACUCCCUUACUCAGUACAUGAUACCGCAGGUAACCGUAAUAGAAAAGAUACCUCUACUUGUGAACGGUAAAGUGGAUCGACAAGGACUGCUGAAAAUGUAUGAAAACACGAAUAAUAAUGAUGAUGACGCAAUACCUAUAGACAUAGACUACUCAGGAGUUAGUCCAAAGGAUCACGAAGUCGCGCGCAUUCUGUUUGAAACUGUUGGCGAAGUCCUUGGUAGGGCGGCGCGAGGAGUUCUGUCCGUGAAAGCUGGGUUUUACGAGUUAGGAGGCAAUUCUCUUAACUCGAUUUACACUAUUACUAGGCUGAGGGAUAAGGGAUACUUCAUUGAAAUAAGCGACUUCCUAGGAGCUUCAAACUUAGGCGAGGUCCUAUCACAUUUAACUACUAAUCCAGAUGAAUCAAGAGAAAGUGAUGAUGCUAAAUUCGCAGUACGGGCUGUACGACCAGAACACAAGGAUCCAGUUAUUGAAAUGAUCGUCUCAUCUUUCUACGAAAAAGCGGAGUUAGAGCAGUUCCUGAAACACGAAAUAGCCGUACGUGACUACGCGCACUGCAUCGAUGAAUGCUGGGAGCCACUACUGGCGGCUGAUCUCAGUGUCGUCUUAGAAGACUCUUCGGGAACUCCUGUAGCAGUGGCGUUAAACUUUGACGCUCGCGAGGAACCAGAAAUCGAGCUAUCUGGCGGUUUGGCGAAGAUUAUGACGUUCUUGGAAUACGUCGAGGGCUCUGUGAGAGACACUAUGCUGCCUGAAGGAAAGGGUGCAAUCCUACACUCAUUUAUGAUGGCGACAGAUGCUACAAUGUCAGCGAGGGACAAUGUAUUGGCGAUUCGGGCUCUAGAGGUCGCCACAGAGAGAGUGGCUCGGGAGAAGAAUUUCCGUGGAGUUUUCACUACAAAUACAAGCCCUUUGACGCAGCAAUUAGGCACAGACGUCCUCGGAUUCCAAACUCUUUUGGACUACCAAAUAAACCAAUACGUUGACCCCAAUGGUGACCGGAUCUUUGGAAGAGCACCGGACGAUAUGCGAGCGAUAGUUUGCUGGAAACCCGUUGAUUAAUCGAUAGUCGUGACUUGGAAUAGAAAACCAGUGUAGAAGAAAUCUGUGGAAAUUGUUUGAAGUCCCAUUCUCAAUAAUCUCAAUGGUUUAAAAUUUUGUUUUACUAUUUGGCAAGCAUAUAAAAGUAAGAUUUCCAAACGUUCUAAUGCUACUUACUUUUGUUUAUUAAAAAUUAAAUUGGGUUUGUUAAUUAUCUGUAGAAUGUUCCAUUUUUUUUUUCUUUAAAGCCAAUUAUAUUUAUGUAUAUAUUCUACUCUACAUAGUUAGAUAGUUAUUUAUCUAACGUAUGUAAACAUUAAUUUCCACGAUUUUUCAAAAUUCAAUAACUCAGUGGAGUGAAGGCUGUGGGUGCAGAAAUUUAGGUUAGAUUUUUAUAUUAGUCUAAGUGCGCAUUACUAUUAAAUAAUUGCACCUUUUUAAUAUAAUUAUUAGUGUAUAAUAAACAUUAUUAUAGAAAUAGAACACACUCGAUUAUUUAUUAUAAAAAUGAAAGAAAAAAAAAAUUCUAUUCUCUCGUAUGGGAAUUAUUUUCUUUGAAGAAAUCACUAUUUUGAAAAGACCCGUUAAUUCAGAAGUAUGUGCAUAUCUCUAACCAAACUGAAUUGACAGUUCUUAAAGUAGUGGCACUAGAGUGGCAUUACUACCUUUUAAAAGUCAUAUUGUGAAAUAGAAAACAUUACUCGUACUUUGUUAAAUAAACCGGUCAAUUUAGUUUAAUUUAGAAACGUAUACACAAGCGUAUGUAUCACUAUUGUUUUUUUAUGUGACUGUCUGUGUGCUAUGAAAUCUUAUUUGAAUUAAAACUGUUAAAUUUCGAAGGAAAUGACUUUUUAGAGGCGUUUUAAUUUUGAAAUGAUAAAUUUUUUUUAUUAUAAAGUAAGCUGUACCAAAUAUAUAUAAUUUAUAAAACAUUAAAAUCUGACGUUAAAUUAUCGAAAUAUUAUUCUUCCAAUUUAUGACACCAACACAGAAUACUAUAGUAAUCAAAUAAAGGUAUUCGGUUGUACGAAAAUUUCUUAAAUACACUAAAUUGACAUGUAAUGGUAAUGCUAAAUAGUGUCAAUACUGCACUUCUCUUCACAAAAUUCCAUGUGAACCUGAGUAGCAUGAUCUUAGGACAUUUCAGUUCAGAGAUUUAUGUGAAACCUCUAUAAAAUUAAGCGACUUUGAUAGGUAAUUAAACCGUGUCAACGUGCUUCUUCCAAAGCUUAUAAUUCCGUAUUAUAUCAGUGUUAUUUUUCUUAAAUGUUAAUGAUAUAUCUAGGUACAUUAUUCUUAGUAUACUACGAUACCUUAUUUAUUUAUUUACAUAUAUAUGUUAACCUAACUUUAAAUAAAUUUUAGUUAUUAGACAAA
This is a messenger RNA of Pararge aegeria (speckled wood butterfly), 4052 nucleotides long. RefSeq names its product linear gramicidin synthase subunit D (gene e). NCBI's taxonomy places the organism in Eukaryota, Metazoa, Arthropoda, Insecta, Lepidoptera, Nymphalidae. The transcript is spliced from 17 exons. The record is from RefSeq and is a predicted model, not a curated record. Bases 111 to 2696 code for a protein of 861 amino acids.